UCUUUUAAAAGUCUGUGCCUUUAUUAACACUGGGCUCAUUUAAAUGUGAUGAUACUUCCUGUUUUUCUAUUUAUAAUUUCAGUCUGGUAGUUCAAGAGUGAGUGACUGAAGGGCUGACUGAGCAGAAAGAAUCUUCAGAGAAAAGUUAAACGAGUAUGCUGGUCAUCUUUGGGGUCCUGGUGGUGUUUGCUGGAGAUGCGAUGGGUUUGCUGUCUCCGAACCCUCAUUGCAGAUUUACUCAGAGUGAUCCAUGUUAUGGAGCUGUGGGACGACCACUGUACCUGCAGCUGCCAUCUGCGUAUGACCUAAUCUUAAAGAAGAGCUACAGUGAAACUGCUGAUUGUAUUUUCAGAUAUAGAAACCAAACAAUCACACAAAACCAUCCAGGUUAUCCAAGAUGGCAGUUUGUUACUAAAGAAACAACAAUGAACAUACGCAGUGCAGAGAAAAGAGACUCAGGAAGAUACAUUUUAGAAACAUUUGAUUCAAAAGGCACAUCAAAAGGCAUUUAUUACCCCCAGCUGGUUAUUGAAGCUGCUGUGUCCUCAGUGGAAGUGGAAGACAGCUGCUUCUCCAGUUUGAAGAGGAGAGUUUCCUGUUCAUCUGAUGGAGACCCGCUCCACAUCAGAUGGACACUUAGUGGAUUCGCACUUGGAUACCAGCUGGUUGAUGGGAACAAGACUCUUCUGCUGGAUAGAGAUGAUGCUGGAAAUGUCACCUGCUAUGUGCAAAAUAAUAUUAGCCGUUUAGACAAAGCUACAGAACUAGGCCAAUGUCCUGACUUGAUUUCAGGAAUCCCUGUUUGCAGAUUUUAUCAGAGUGAUCCAUGUUAUGGAGCGGUGGGACACCCACUGCACCUGCAGCUGCCAUCUGAGGAUGAAUUAGACUUAAAGAAGAGCAACAGCGUCAAUAUUGCUCGCAUUUUCAAAUUUAGGAAACAGAAAGUGACACAAAACCAUUUCGAUCACCCAAGAUGGCAGUUUGUUACUGAUAACAGAACAAUGAUAAUAAGCAGUGCAGAGAAAAGAGACUCAGGAAGAUACACUUUAGAUACAUUUGAUUCAAAAGGCACAUCAAAAGGCUUUUAUCAUCUCCAGCUGGUUAUUGAAGCUGUGGUGUCCUCAGUGACUGUGACAAAAAGCUGCUUAUCUAUUGAGAAGAGGAACGUUUACUGUUCGUCUGAUGGAGAUAAUGUGCACUAUAACUGGACUUUCCCUCAUACACACCAACUGGCUGAUGGGAACCCGACUCUUCUGCUGGACAAGGAAGCUCAUGGAAGUGUCACCUGCUAUGCUCAGAAUCAUGUUAGCCAUGGACAAAAAACUAUUGAGAUACAGCAGUGUCCUGAUCCUACGACCGUGACCCCCUCUACAAGUCUGAAGACCUCAGUGACGCAGAGAGGCACUGGUACAAAUUUCAUUGAUACAGAAGCUCAGUCUCCCACUCAUAAUCACACCUCCAACCAUCAAGAGUCACUUAUUCUCAGGUCUCAGCAUGUGUUGCUAAUAGCACUAGGCUCUGCUGUUGUGGUCCUCAUCGUGCUGUCCAUCAUACUCUACGUUAUUUACAGGAAGAAACAAGCCCCAAAGAACAUAGGAUCUCCUCAAGGUGAUGGGGAACUACUGUAUGUUCAGGUCACCCGUAAACAAACUGGUGGGGCAGACAAAACAGGCGGGAAAGCUCAAGCUCAGGAGGAGGAUGUAGAGUACGCCACGGUCGUCACUCAGCCCAAAAAGAAGAAGAAGCAAAAGCAGGCAGAGGAAGAGGUUCAGUAUGGAGAGGUGGUGUUCAACACUGGUGGUGCCAAACACCAGAGAGAGCAACCUAAAGAGCAGGAAGACUGUGUGUACUCACAGGUUCAGCAUAAUCGGUGAGGGUGAUGCCUGUACAAUGUAGUAAAUACAAGGCCACAAAGUAGCUAAGCAAGACUUUGGUUUCUGUCUUUAUUUGUUCUUAUUUAAGUGCAAAGUUAUUAUCGUUGUUAUGUUUUAUGUCUUUGCUAUUUACUCAUUUUUGUUUUAUUAUUUACUAUUUAGUUUUAAUAAGUUUUAAUGUAAUUACAUAAUUAAUUACAUCACUUACUCAUGCAUGGAACUGCAUUACAAUUAAUUUACGUUCAGUUUCAGGUCUGCACUGUUUUUUCAUUGAUUUUCUGUUUUGAUGCCAACUAAUGACAAACAGGCAAGAAUGUAAAGAAUGGGUGACCCUUUAUUGUGUCCCCACUUUAUAGUAAAUGCAUCUAAUAACUGUGUUGUUCCAUAUUAACAAUACAUGCAACAACAAUGUAACUACUGGUGAUGUGUUCACCGUUACAGUUGGGUUACAGUAAUAACAACUCAUGUAAAUGGAUCAACUUCAGUUCCUACUCAUGUAAUUACAGAAAUAUAUCUUGAAAAUUGGAGCAGCACAUUUAUCUUAUGUAAUUACACAUGUGUAAUAGGCUAAUUACAAUUGUGUAAACUCUAAAAUUUCCUGUUUGAACGAGGAGGUGUGUCAUUACUUACAUUUUAAAAGAAUGUACACAGCGACUUUCUUAAAAUUUAGCUAGCUGCAGGACUAUGCUUGUGUUACCCAACACACUAACCAAAGUUCUGGUUUAUAUAUUAUAUUAUAAUAUAUAUGGGUUUCAUAUUUUCCCAAAAACAAUGCCUGGAUUGCCAGUCUGGAAUUUCACUGUACCUACAUAACAACUACACUUUAAAGUAAUGGUUCUUCAAAGGUUCUUUAGCUAAGAAAGUGGUUCUGUGUAGAACCAUGAACAAAGAACCCUUGCAUGAUUAAAGGGUUCUCUCCUCAUGAGUCAUUUAUAUUGAUUGAAAAUGUGUUGUAUAUGGAUCAGUAUAGAACCUUUAUGAAAAGGGUCCCAUAUAGCACCAUAAAGGGCUCUUCUAUUGGUACACUGUCACGCUUGUAAGAAAAGAAGAACCCUUUUUUGGUGCUGUUCUAUAUAGAACCAUUUUCUUUACUAAAAAACCCUUGAAGUAGCAUCAUUUGAAGUGUGUAUAAAGGAACUGCACUUACUUCAAAGUGCAACUUUUACAUAAUUCCUGUAGGAUACUACUACGGCUAGCUAAAUGUUUGGAAAGUUGUCAGUUUCUCGUACAGAUGCCAGUAAUUACACACCUCUUGCCAUAAUCAUAAGUCGUUUGGUAAAAGCAGCAGUUUAUACAAAUGUAAUUACUCUAUUACACAUGUGUAAUUACAUGACAGAAAAUAUUGCCAUUAUGACUGUCAAGAUAUGCUUCUUACAUAAGUAACUGAAGUGAUACAUUGGCUAUACUACUGUACUCCAUCUCCAACAGUAUCGGGAUUACAUCACUUAGUUACAUUGUCAUUGCAUGCAUUGUUAAUGUGUAACUACACAGUUGUUAAUGCUUAACACAAUAUUUUAAGGAAUACAUGUUACAGGUAUAUUAAAGUCUCCUUCUUUGUUCAAUAAAGCCCAAAUUAGACUCUUCUAAAUGAGUUAAUCGCUGUGUAUUACCUUUAUUCAUUAUGCCAUGUUGUGUAAAAUCACUUUGCAUUAUGAGUUGUAAUAAUGCAGGUGGCAACCUAUUAAGCAUGAAUAAUUGGCAACAAUUAUUCCUAAAGAUUCUAUAUAGCAUCAGGAUAUUAUUACAUUAGAGCUAAUAAGAGUGUAAUAAGGUAUUAAUGGGUUGUAAUUCUAAAGUGCAGUUUUUGUUUUGUUGUUAAUGAUCCUGAAUAACUACUGAACUUCUUGAAAACCUCUUAGCCUCUGGUUAGUGAGCACUAAAACUGCCCUUUAGAUUAAAGCACAUCUGGAAUGAUUAGUGACUUAUUAAACUUUAAUUAGCCCAGAUGCAAUAAACACUAUCAAGAAUCCUUAAGAAUAAAAUGUUGCCAAUACACUAUUUAAAUGCAAAUUGACAAAUCAGGUGCAUAAACAUGUUUAUUGUGUGUUAUUGCAACUAAUAAUAGCCAUGUUUACACCACACCUCCAAUUAUAUACUUAUACAGUCAUAAUCAUAAUAUUUACAAACGGACAUGAGUGAGGUAUCGGAAUCUCUCUGCUUGUUGCGCUGAACAGCGUGUGAAAUUACCCACAACACUUUUUGAUCUUUAGAGUGUUAACCGUAAUGGUGUUCCUGUUUUGCAAGGUUGUCUCAGUUAAUGUGACAUGAUGGGACUUGGUUUGGGGGCAGUCCACCUUGUUCUUCAAUGAUACUUUAGCUGAGCUUUGUAAGUCUUCCACAUCAUCACCUAGAAAAGCUGGAGACACUGAAUUAAAAUGCAGUGCAGAAACCAAAGCUUUGGCUUUCUGAAGCCCAGCUAGUCAGUACGCUUGGUUCAGACACCCAGCGUUGGUUUUUCUCUGUGGUUUGCGAACCACUGUCUUCAGCUGCUUUAGCAAGAAAAGGGGGAAGAAAGAGUUGCUUAAUUUUUCCAGUAAACACUUCUGCUUCUCUGUCACGCUUGUGUCUUGUUGAAAACGCUGCAGCUGUGGUUCGCUGUGUGAAAGUACCCGUCUUUAAGAUGUACUGUAGGAAAUGUGAGAGUAUUACACUGGAAAAAGAAGGUUUUCAACUUUGCCAUGUUCUUUGAAAGCAUUUAAACCUGAUUAACUGCGAUUGCUGUUCAUUUUUUUAUGCGUUAAUUGAUUUUUUAUUUUUUUGUCAUAAUAUUGUUGUGCUGAAAUCCGUUAUGAGUUCUGGGAUGGGGAGAGUUGAUUGGCACGGUCUACUGUAUAUCUCAGGUACACCACACCUUAGCAGCACACGAAAGAUGAAUAUCUUGGAUAAAAACCGUGACCAGAUUCAAGCCGGGCACUUGUGCCAACUAGCCCCAACGAGGGGUUGGGUGGCACGUUUGAUGGGGAUGGUUGGCACAAUAUUAAAAAGGCUGUUUAUAAGAAUGGAAUAUCAAACCAUAUCAAAUAUUUAAACCCAACAAGAAAUGCAGAGUUUUCCAAAACUCUUUGUAUACCUGGUUGAUAUACAUGGUUAGGUGUAGGCAUUGCACAUGCUGGAAACAUUAAUGAUAUUAACAUUACUGUUAUUAAUACCACCUUUACAGGUGAAAUCAAAAUGUGUUUCCAUUAAAUAUUAGUUCUCUUCAAACAUCACCAACCUGAUAACAUUUUUGAGUCAAUUAAACAUUAACAAUGUUUCUUUUAGUUUGUCACUGGCUUAUAUUGAAACAUCUUUUAAUUGGCCUUUACUUCAAAUCUUCUACUUGGCCAAAGUCACAAUUCAUUAUAAACAUUAAAAGUUAGAUUAUUUUGAUCUUGAGUUGAGCAACCUUUUACAACUACAACGUAAACUCAAUGUAAACAGUGAUCUAGUACAGUACUGGGUUCUAGGUGUAUUAUUUAGAAUGCUGCUAUGCUAAUCUGUGUGAAGUGUAAUGUACAAUAAUAUAUGUUUGUGACAAUGGUUGUACACUUGGGUAGCCAACUUGCCAACCUCCCCCAAAAGCCAUAUCCAGCCCCACCCACAUCAGGACAUAACUGCAUCUACUUCAUUAACAAUCUAGCAUUACUUAUCAUUGGGUUCAAAUCAUAUUUCAAAAUAUAGCCUGACUUUUCUACAGUAUGUUUUAAAUUUCUCUUAAAAUCAGUUCUAUACUGUCAUUUUUUACAUUGAAUAAAAUGGAACACUCUUAUAAAAGGUGUUCUACAGUGGUUCUUUAGUAAGGGGUUAUACUUCAUGCCUAAAUGGCUCUUUGCAUGAUGUGAAAUUGUUCUUUAGAUUGAUGGAGAAAGUGUAAUAUACAAUUCUCUAUAGAAAAUGUUGUGUAUAGCACAAAUGGGUUCCUCUAUUGUUAUAAUCUCAAACUUAUACAACACAUUCUCCAUCAAUCUGAAGAACCAAUUCAUGAACCAUUUAAAGAACCAUUUAAGUGCGUGUGAGUUAUCUGUCAAAAUAAAAUGUGAUCAAAAUAAUCGUACUUUUCUCAGAACAGUGUAGCUGCACUGAAAAAGGGGUUCGCGAAUAAACUCCAACGGUAAAUAGAAUUUUCUUUUUCAAUGCUUAGAAAGCACUGACAGUGUUCCAUGUGGUUGCUAACCUGCAUACAGCAUUACGGCCCGUAUACUUGGUGACCGUGCACUUUAAGGGUCUUUCUCUGUUCACACAGUAGAUCCUUAUCAAUGUGGAGGUUUUUUUUAAGUGUGUUACUCAUGCUUGGCUUCCUUCUCUUGCCAUGCAACUUCCUGAGUAGACUUCUAAAAUAACCCCAUAUCACGCCAUCUCAAAAGCAAGCAUCAAGUACAAAUUGUCCCUCUACAGUUUGAUGUUUGGACUCUGCCAUCAUUACAAAUAUUAUACUUUUAACUAUUAUAGUACUUUAAAUAACACAUAAACCGUGCAAUACCUCCAUCAGGUGUUUAUGCUCAAACAUAGCUUGAACUUCAACUUCAGUUUUGAACCAAUUUGACAGAUUUCCUUUCAGUAUUUCAGUUAACCCCUUGAAAUCCCAGGCUCAUUAUAUACAAGGCUUAUUUUACAGUAGGUACAUGGACUACAAUGAAAACUGGCUUAUUCUUAGGUUAUAGAUGUAAAAACAAAUACAUUAGAAAAUUUAUCUUCUUUAUUGCUGGAGCUACAAGGCUACAGUUGCUAACAAACUAUUGAAACCAAUAGUCACCCAAAUCCUUCCCAUAAUUAUCCGUCCCCAAAAUUUCUCUCAUCAUGCUCAAACUGCACUGAUGUGGUUGAGAGGAAUCAGAAUUUGGCACAACACUCAUGCAUUCCAUGAGCUAAGAAUGCUAAAAUAAAUAAAUAGAUAAAACAAUAAAUAAAACAAUUGAAAUUGUCUGAAAAAGACUUGUGUAUGUUAUAUUUUCUUAAAGAUUUUUUUCAAAAUCUACAGCCUAAUAUUGUUCUUCUAAUUCAUCUAAAGAUACAUUAAUUUGCAUAAUGUCUGGCCAGAACGAGAGAUCAGCAGAGGUGCACAUCAGUGAUGCCAGCUAUAGCACAUCAUAUAACAGCACACUAUGACAUCACAGUGUGAGUACGUCACAUAAAUGUUGCACAUAAGUUUUAGAACCCCUGCUCAAAUCACCUCUGUCUCAACCUUAAUAAAGAGCUGGACGAGAGAAAUUGUAUUAUUCUGUACACUUCAGUGCCAUUUUCACAGAUUGCAGCUCUCAAGCUAGGACCAUGAAAAGUUGCCAGAUUAUAGAGCCUAUAUGAGAAUGGUACACUUUUGCUUAAGGAUCCAAUCACAUGGUAUGAUUUUUGUACAGCAACAAUUCAAACACAGUAUUUCUCCCCACAAUGCUACAAGUUGGGAUUCUGCACCAACAGCCUAGCAACCACCCAGGAUUCUACAGUAACAGCCUAGCAACACUUUAGUUAGCAAUGGCCUUGUAACACCUUAGCAACCACCUGGGAUGAUGUAGCAACAGCAAAACAACACCUUAGCAACCACCUAGAAUACUGUAGCAUUGGCCUAGGAACACCUUUCCAACCCCCUGCAUAUCAACAGUUUAACAACACCUUAGCAACCACCUGGGAUACCAUGACAAUGGCCUAGUGAUGCCUUAGAAACAACCUGAAAUACCAUAGCAAUGGCCCAGCAACAUCUCAGCAACUACCUGGGAUUCCAUAGUAAUGGCCUAGCAAUACCUUAGCAACCACAUGGGAUAGCACUGCAAUGGCCUAGCAACACCUUAGCAACCACCUGGAAUACCAUAGCAAUGAUCUAGCAACACCUUAAGUUCAACUUAAACCUUGGUAAGGAUGGAGACAGCAGCUGUUGAUAAAACUAAAACACAUUAAUGCAUCAUGUUGCCUUGUAGUUUGAUUUCUCUCAACAGCUUCUUUUUGCAGUGAUAUUAUCUGCAAAAAGCAGAUUUGGUAUAUUUGAUUUUUCACCAAAUCUUUCCUUUAAUCAAGCUUAGCAAAUGCUCCAGUUUCUGAUGUUGGGAAGGGAAACUUCUUUGCUACCUUUGGUCUUCAGGGUUUUAGCAUUGAAGACGCACUGAAUUUUACUUUGUUCACUGUAAAUAUAUUUACAUGUAUAUUAUUUGUAGUGUUGGAUUCCUAUGGAAGAGCGAACGGGGAUAAUUUACAUGCUGUUUAGAAAUAUGGGAAAAUGCAUUUGUGUUAUUCUUGACUGCUUUAGCUUAAUUAUAGACCUGGUUGCACUCUAUAUUGCCAUGAUUACACCCUUGAUUAUGCUUGUUUUAUAUUCAAAAGUUUAGUCUGUUCACUGCAGCUGUACUUUGUGUUUGUGUAUAUUAAUGUGAUAUUUUACAUUUAUAUUUGUAACUACUUUGUAGUGUUUUAUUAGUGUUAUUAUUUUAUUUUUUUUUGCCAGAGAGGACAUUAUGGUCAUAGUUUACAUGCUAUGAAUAAAAUCAUGUAACUGUAA
Messenger RNA from Pygocentrus nattereri (red-bellied piranha), 8337 nucleotides. RefSeq lists its product as uncharacterized. Lineage: Eukaryota; Metazoa; Chordata; Actinopteri; Characiformes; Serrasalmidae. The coding region runs from base 156 to 1874 and encodes 572 amino acids. The transcript has 9 exons. The record is from RefSeq and is a predicted model, not a curated record.